Messenger RNA from Colias croceus (clouded yellow), 979 nucleotides. Its product is annotated as 72 kDa type IV collagenase-like. The coding region runs from base 207 to 890 and encodes 227 amino acids. NCBI's taxonomy places the organism in Eukaryota, Metazoa, Arthropoda, Insecta, Lepidoptera, Pieridae. The transcript has 8 exons. Gene Ontology annotation, biological process: proteolysis; extracellular matrix organization; collagen catabolic process. The record is from RefSeq and is a predicted model, not a curated record. Gene Ontology annotation, molecular function: metalloendopeptidase activity; zinc ion binding. Gene Ontology annotation, cellular component: extracellular matrix.
GAGUAAGGCGACGAUUCUUCUACAACGAUCUUUGCAUCUUGGAAUACUUGACCCGAUACGGCUAUCUGGAUGAAUCGUCAAUACAAUGUAAAGAUAAAUAUUGCAAAGUUCGCAGCAAUAAAAUAUGGAGGGAUGCUGUCAAAUCAUUACAACAUUUUGCGCACGUCGAGGAGACUGGCGAGCUAGACAACAAAACCAAACAUUGGAUGUCAUUGAGCAGAUGCGCGUAUCGCGACGUACACAGGCGCAGGCGUUCUAAAAGAUACACUAUUGGAGGAAAAUGGCGAAAGAAAUUCAUUCAAUACAAGAUAAAGUACACACCGAAAUUGGACCGUCGUUACGUCGACUCUAAGAUUGCCAUGGCUUUCAUGAUAUGGUCUCCCUCUUCUGGUAUUACUUUUGUUAAGAGAGACAAAGGACCCGUCGAUAUAAUAAUUGAGUUUGGCAGUUCAGAACUUUACAGCGAUAAAAUUGUGCUUGCGAAUACGAAAAGUGCAGGAAUUGCCAGUGCAGGAAUCACCAUUAGAAUCAACGACGAGGUACUAUGGGAGGAAAAUUUCAAAUCAGAUGCACCGAACUUAUUUCAAACCGUCGCCCACGAAGUAGGCCACGCUAUUGGCUUAGGUCACACCGAUGUCUUGGGGGCAAUGAUGUAUCCCGUGUACGGAUAUGGAAGAAAAGUAUAUUCACUUCACCAAGAUGACAUACGCGGCGCUAAGGACGCCUACAACUUCCAGGUAGUUUCGUAUCCAGGCCGUUUCCAAUAUCGUCAAUUUAGGAAAACAAUAACAAAAUCCUUCGACGAUUUGAGGAGUAAGAUGAAACACAGCUUUGGGAAGGAUAUAAAACCCCUUAACAUACCGGAAGAAUUCUUUUCAAAAGGAUUUUAAACUUUUAAAGUUAUAUUCUAUAACAAACAAGUUAUUUUUUCUCAUAAUCAUUACAUAUUACAUAUAAUUAUAAUAAACCAUCUGGCAGA